Molecule: messenger RNA, 1329 nt
Organism: Pseudomyrmex gracilis
Lineage: Eukaryota; Metazoa; Arthropoda; Insecta; Hymenoptera; Formicidae
Product: valacyclovir hydrolase
Exons: 6
Coding region: 308-1222 (304 amino acids)
Source: RefSeq, a predicted model, not a curated record
UUCCGAAACGACGACGCACAUAUAACAGACAGCAAUAUCACAUUGCUGUUGUGACAAGUUUCAUCGAUCAGAAAAACAAAUGUCAAACGCUGACUCAUUAUCGUGCAUAGUGUUUAAGUGACGGAUAAAGUGCCAUUUACAGCAUCAAGCGUUCUUCUAAAAUAUAAAAAUUAGAAAUCAUAUCGCGUCUCACCGUAUACGAGCAGUGCACUUUCGCGUGGUGUUUCUGGUACAUCAUCGCAGGUAUUCCAACUGUCGGUUAGUUGGUAUACAGUGGAUAUACGUAGUACGUAUAUAGUUAGUGGAAAUGUUGUCAAGAGCAAGUAAAACGUGCGGUCGCUUCGCGCACGCACUGUACAGAGUCGCCAAGUCCGAAAGCGCGUUCCCGUGGUCCAGAAGAUUGUUGACGACGAUGUCGAGCGAGACUCGUAAAGUGGAGGAACGGAAGAUCAAGGUGGACGACAAAGAAAUCAAUUACGUCCGAGUCGGCAAAGGCGAUCAUCCGGUGUUGUUGCUACCGGGCGCAUUGGGAACAAUAUGGACCGAUUGGAAGCCGCAGAUCGAGACUAUGGAUGCCGACAAGCUGACGAUAGUUGCGUGGGAUCCACCGGGUUACGGAAAAUCGCGACCACCCGACCGAACUUUUCCGGACGAUUUUUUUUACCGUGAUGCUGUGUACGCUCACAAUCUGAUGAAAACUUUGGGCUAUUCGAUAUUCUCGCUGGUCGGUUGGAGCGACGGCGGUAUCACGUCAUUGAUACUCGCUGCGAAAUAUCCCGACAGCAUCAGAAAGACGGUUGUCCUUGGCGCAAACGCGUACAUACACCCGGACGAAACAAAAAUAUAUGACGAUAUCAGAAACAUCGAAACGUGGUCGCCGAAAAUGAGAGAUCCUAUGAUAGAAGCCUACGGUAAGGAGUAUUUCCAAAAGACCUGGUCCGACUGGGUGGACGCAAUGAUAGGAUUGUACAAAAAGAAAGACGGUGACUUGUGCAAAGAGGAAUUACCGAAGAUAAAGUGUCCAACAUUGAUUAUUCAUGGAGAGAAAGACUCGUUGGUCCUACCUGAACAUCCGAUCUACUUAAAGGAGAAAAUACCUAACUCGAGAUUGGUCAUUCCCAAAGGUUCGCACAAUCUUCACUUGAGAUACCCCGAAGAGACUAAUAAACUAAUAACAGAAUUUCUCACGGAAUCCGACAAACUCGAACAAUCGAAAAUGUGACAAAUUAGUGUCUAACGUAUAAUACCGGCCAAACUGUAUUUUUAACGGCAUUUGUGGGAUGUGUUUUUUACCUUACUUCUCAAUAAAAACAGAUAUAUAUUAUAUAA